UCUUCUUCUUCUUCUUCUUCUUCUUCUUCUUCUUCUUCUUCUUCUUCUUCUUCUUCUUCUUCUUCUUCUUCUUCUUCUUCUUCUUCUUCUUCUUCUUCUUCUUCUUCUUCUUCUUCUUCUUCUUCUUCUUCUUCUUCUUCUUCUUCUUCUUCUUCUUCUUCUUCUUCUUCUUCUUCUUCUUCUUCUUCUUCUUCUUCUUCUUCUUCUUCUUCUUCUUCUUCUUCUUCUUCUUCUUCUUCUUCUUCUUCUUCUUCUUCUUCUUCUUCUUCUUCUUCUUCUUCUUCUUCUUCUUCUUCUUCUUCUUCUUCUUCUUCUUCUUCUUCUUCUUCUUCUUCUUCUUCUUCUUCUUCUUCUUCUUCUUCUUCUUCUUCUUCUUCUUCUUCUUCUUCUUCUUCUUCUUCUUCUUCUUCUUCUUCUUCUUCUUCUUCUUCUUCUUCUUCUUCUUCUUCUUCUUCUUCUUCUUCUUCUUCUUCUUCUUCUUCUUCUUCUUCUUCUUCUUCUUCUUCUUCUUCUUCUUCUUCUUCUUCUUCUUCUUCUUCUUCUUCUUCUUCUUCUUCUUCUUCUUCUUCUUCUUCUUCUUCUUCUUCUUCUUCUUCUUCUUCUUCUUCUUCUUCUUCUUCUUCUUCUUCUUCUUCUUCUUCUUCUUCUUCUUCUUCUUCU
This is a messenger RNA of Penaeus chinensis, 660 nucleotides long. RefSeq lists its product as uncharacterized. The transcript has a single exon. Lineage: Eukaryota; Metazoa; Arthropoda; Malacostraca; Decapoda; Penaeidae. The record is from RefSeq and is a predicted model, not a curated record. The annotation marks the transcript as partial.